This is a messenger RNA of Acinonyx jubatus (cheetah), 627 nucleotides long. It is a transcript of the gene DBI, whose product is annotated as diazepam binding inhibitor, acyl-CoA binding protein. Gene Ontology annotation, biological process: fatty acid metabolic process. Bases 141 to 404 code for a protein of 87 amino acids. Gene Ontology annotation, molecular function: fatty-acyl-CoA binding. Gene Ontology annotation, cellular component: mitochondrion. The record is from RefSeq and is a predicted model, not a curated record. NCBI's taxonomy places the organism in Eukaryota, Metazoa, Chordata, Mammalia, Carnivora, Felidae. The transcript has 4 exons.
GGCUGCCUGUCGCUGGCCUGGCCCGGUUGGAGCCGCCUGCGGCUGCGCCUCUAAAGGCGCUGCCAGUCGAGUCUUGUGCUACUGCUUCCUGCUCUUGGCCGCCUCCGCUCAGUCUCUGGAAUCCUUGCAACCCCGCCGGCAUGUCUCAGGCUGAGUUUGACAAAGCUGCUGAGGAUGUUAAGCACCUCAAGACCAAGCCAGCAGAUGAUGAGAUGUUGUUCAUCUACGGCCACUACAAACAAGCAACUGUGGGUGACAUAAACACAGAACGGCCUGGACUGUUGGAUCUCAAAGGCAAGGCCAAGUGGGAUGCCUGGAAUCAGCUGAAAGGGACUUCCAAGGAAGAUGCCAUGAAAGCUUACAUCAACAAAGUAGAAGAGCUAAAGAAAAAAUAUGGAAUAUAAGGAACUGGAUUUGGCUGCCGGCGAUGCAUUUCAUCUAAACUGAUAACAAUGCCUUGUUUUUCUAAUGCUGUGGAUGACGAGAAAUGAUGAAAAUAGCCCAUUAACCUAGAUCCUGAAGACUCUACAGGAUACGGCCCUAACAGAGUAGGGGCUGAAAUGGUUACUGACGUGCUCUGAGUAGUUUUUAUCUGUAGAUCAAUUAAAAGUGCAUUUGUUACUUUAA